AUGAAUUUAAUGGUUACUGACACUUGCUCUUGGGAUGUCAUCAUACAUGGUGGUAGUACUCUGGAUGCAGUGGAGCAAGGUUGUACAGUCUGUGAAGUGCUACAGUGUGAUACAACAGUGGGAUACGGUGGAAGCCCUGAUGAAACUGGAGAAACCACACUCGAUGCUAUGAUCAUGGAUGGAGUGACACAUGAUGCUGGUUGCGUGGCUGAUUUGAGACGUGUAAAAGGAGCCAUAUCAGUCGCCAGGAGCGUCAUGGAACAUACCAAACAUACACUGAUAGCUGGGGACCAAGCCACACAGUUUGCUAUUGAGAUGGGGUUUAAAGAAGAGAAUCUAACAACAAACAAAUCAAGAGAAAUGUGGGAAAAAUGGAAGAAAGCUAAUUGUCAGCCAAACUAUAGACAAAAUGUUUCACCAGACCCAACACAGUCAUGUGGCCCAUACCAGCCAAUCAAAACCGGAAGUCAAAAGAAAAAAAGAUUUAAUAAAUAUAUUAACAAAAACAACCAUGAUACAAUAGGUAUGGUGGUGAUAGACAAAGAUGGCAAUGUGGCUGGUGGUACAUCGACAAAUGGUGCCAGUCAUAAAGUACCUGGUCGUGUUGGUGAUUCACCUAUGAUUGGUGCAGGGGCAUACGUAGACAAUGAUGUUGGUGGCGCUGCAGGAACAGGAGAUGGUGAUGUAAUGAUGAGAUUCCUACCAAGCUACCAGGCUGUUGAAUACAUGAGGAUGGGAAUGGAUCCGACGACAGCGUGUCAAACUGCUAUGAGUCGAAUAAUUCAAUAUUACCCAGAAUUCAGUGGGGCACUGGUAGCGGCUCAUGUCUCAGGCAUACAUGGUGCAGCAUGCAAAGGAUUUGGGACAUUCCAUUAUUCUGUGAGGAACCCAGGGAUGAGCAACGUGACUGUGGAAGCUGUGACCUGUGUAUAGAUUCCAAUGGUCAAUCCUUUGUAGGCCAUACUUAUUUCUGUCAACAUCUUGUACAUUUUUUCUACAUUUUCAUUGUGGUAAUUUUGGACCAAAUGCAUAAUAUUUAUUAUGCAGGGAAAAAAAUUACACAAGUCAUUAAAAUGGCAUUCAAAG
Messenger RNA from Saccoglossus kowalevskii, 1086 nucleotides. RefSeq names its product N(4)-(Beta-N-acetylglucosaminyl)-L-asparaginase-like. Gene Ontology annotation, molecular function: N4-(beta-N-acetylglucosaminyl)-L-asparaginase activity. Lineage: Eukaryota; Metazoa; Hemichordata; Enteropneusta; Harrimaniidae. The record is from RefSeq and is a predicted model, not a curated record. Gene Ontology annotation, biological process: protein deglycosylation. Gene Ontology annotation, cellular component: cytoplasm; lysosome.